AUGGCUGAAAUAGCAAAUUCAACUGUAUUUACAAACGGAGUAACAUGUAAUACCACCGAUUUGCUUCAACGUGCAUUCCAGGAAGUUAUAAAUGAUGAUGACCAUGAAUUUGUAACAUUUUUAACAGACGGCGACGCGUCGCACACAAUUCAUCUCACUCAGGCCCAGGCCGCGGAACUUAAUUUAAAUUUCGAAGUUGACUCUUGUGCUAAUGAUCAACCCAAUGAAUUGUCUUACCAGUCUCAACAACAACAACAACAACAACAGUGUCAAACCAAUACGCUCAAUGGCUACCACAAUACCCAGAGUCAGAGUAAGUUUGAUUCUGCUUCACCAGGUACACCUGAAACGAUUGACUACGAGACGGCCAGGUGGUCGAUCGACGACAAAUUGGACGGACAUGAUGCCGACACCGCCAGCAAACCAAUCACCAUCGAUGACAUCACCAGCUCCAGUGCUAAAACAAUUGAUUUUGAGCCCAAUACCCGAUCCAACGUUCAGGCAUUAUUUAUUCAUUCAGAUUCUUCCAAAAAAGCGGGCCUUAGUAAUAAUAUUUCCUCGAAUUUCAACGAAAUCCAAUUGGCUAUUAAUGGUAAAAAUAUUCAGCAGAAUUUUUCUACAGCAGCAUUGUCUUCGUCUUCACCUCAAGUACUUCAGAAGCUGCCGGUAUAUCUGCCCUCGUCGCAAUUUAUUAUAAAACCGGCACAAACUAUUUUGAAAACAAGUAAAAGUAUACAACUUAUUAGUAAUAGUAAAUUAAUUAAUGGUAAUAAUGGAAGUCAGCAUCAAAACCAGAAUUCAGUUUUACUUCCCAAGGUAUCAACUCUGCUGAAUUCUGUUAAUUCUCAUGUAUUCAAAGGUACAUCUGUUGCAUCCCAAGUUGUUCAUGGCAACUCCUUAUCAGCACAGUUAUUAACUCCUCAAAUAAUCACCUGUGAGUCAUCAAAUCAGCGAGUAACAAACACUAAUACUGGUGGUAAUACCAGUGGUCAGUGUAAUACUAGUAAUAACAAUAAUAUUAGUAUUAUCAAUAAUAAAAACGGUAAUUUAAUAGCCAAUGGCGUGAGGUCACAGAGUCUAGGUAAUACUCAGCAAAUAAGGCUGUUACCACGUGUAACUGGUGCUAUUCAAGAAACCAAUGCUGGACAAUUUACUGCAGUUGUUAAUAAAACAGCAGCAAUUAAUGAGUCAGUAAAUGGAAAAAUGACUGCUGGUAGUUUAAUUGGAGGUAAAAUAUCUACAGGAGUUAUUUCGUCAAAGACCGCGCAAUUUACCCCGCGAAUGGUGACGGCCAGUAUUGGCAAGCUGGCAACCACGGCGACCAAGGUACCAAUUAAUUCUUUAAAAUCAUCGAUAACGUUUCCAGCUGGUACGACGAUAAGGCCGCAGAAUUUUCGCUCUGUUAAUGCUGGAUUGAUUCAACGAAAUGGAACAUCGGUGUCAACUUCAGUGUCCAUACUCAAGCCUCAGCCUAAGGUGGUUCCCAAGCAAAAUUUGGGAGUUGGUUCACCAAUUUCAGCAGUACUGAAUGGUGCUAGUACCGGAGUUGGUAGCUUACAGAAAAUUGUCAAAGUAGCACCGCAGAGUCUAUCGAUGGAUACUGUUAAACGCGUGCAGAGCAACGAAGCCAAGAGAUCCAGUGAUUUGGUGAUGAAUAAAAUGGAUGUUAAGAAGCCAAAAACUGUGGGAAUGCUUUCUUCAGGAACUGCUGGACAGACUAAUUUAGCUAAGCCAUUGGGGUCCAAUGAAAAUCCUAUUCAAAUUGUUCAACAAGGACAUACUUUUCAUAGCUCACAAAAAUUAACGCAGUCACAACUGAAACAAAUUGCUCAUGUAUUACAACAACGAAGUCAAGAGUCGUCAAUUCCAAAUGAAAAAAUAGUCUAUCGAGUUGUAUUCCCAGAAGAAUUAGAUCUAAGGAUCAGAAAUCCAAUGAAUCUAUUAAAAUCUCGUGGUGGCAAGCGCGGUAGGCCGAAGAAGAAACCAACCAAGUCUAUGAUAGACGAACGAAAGAAACACGUAGCUCGAACACGCUCUGGCCGUUUAUCACGGCCGCCGAAGCAUAUCGUGCGUGACUACAAACAUCUUCACCAUCUAGAUUUCAUGGAGCCUGAUCUGGAUGACUCUGACGGCGGGUACAGCGAUUACUACGUCAACAACGACAAGAUCGACUCUGAAGAAGCUGCUAAGGACUUACUGACAGGCUAUGAAGGUCCUAAGCGUAAAAUAUCCGAUCACUUUCGUUGUCCGACAUGUAAUAAAAUAUAUUUAGGACGCUCGCGGAUGACCAAACACUUCGAACUGUACCCUGAUCAUGGGAGUCCUGAUCAGUUACCACCAAUGACGGCAGAGCCAGAACUAAAGCAGUCGCCACAGUACCCCCAAGACCAGUUUAAACGUAAGGGCAAGAGACGUGGACCCUGGGCCUACAUUACUCCAGAAGCUAAAUCAGAAAGACGGCAGAUUAAAUUAAAGGAAGCUUUAGUCGCCUGUGACACUGAAGAGAUACUUAAAAUAGCAGCUAAGCCUGUUCUUAAUGCACAAUCAUUGUUUGAUCUCAUGGUUAUAAAAUCGGAUAAUUGUUUGAAAACGUUUCUCAGCGAAUUGAAGACUUUAGUUGAUACAGCGCGUGAGAGAGUCAGCACAAUGUUGUCUCCGGAGAAUGAUGACGAAGAUAAAGAUGAACACGUUCUUGAAUUGAACGAUGAUUUGCUUUGUGAUACCCUGGGACUAGUUCCCGGCUAUUACAACGUUAAUGAGGAAAUAUUCAAAAGUUCAAAUCAGUUUUACAACACAUCAUUCACAACAUCUACGGACGAAGAACCACCGUCGAAAUUGUCUAAAAUUGACAACGACGAUGGAAAAGAAAAUAUCGAUAAGCGUCUGAAUCACUUUGGUGAUAACAAUAUCAAUUUAAACGUAAAUGUUUCUAAUUUUUUGAACGAUCGAAAGUUUGAAUCCGUCAAUGUAAACUGUCCAGAAGUUCUUACUGCGUUAACGCUGAUGCCUAGGAACAGCAGUCCAAUCAAUUCAACAGACAGUUUAAGCAAAUCGCACAGUAAUUUGUCGACAAAAUUACUUAUCUCUAAUCCAGAGAUUCAAAGCCAGAUUUUAGACAAUCCUGGGUUCCAGAAAAUUCAGAUAAACACUUCAAAACAUACGUUCAAAAAAUUAGAACCUGCUCAAGAAGGAUUUACAAAGUUAAAUGGCAGCAAAUUGGAUAUAACCAAUAGUCAAUCAUCUUUAUCAUCGCUCUCUUCUUUGUCGACGUCUUCGUCUACAUCGUCAGAGUUUACGAAUACGAAAUUGAACGAUAAUAAUUAUGAACAGAAUAAGAUAGAUAAUUGUUUAACGCAGACGUUUAUUAAAUUAGAGCCAAUGCAGCAGAUUGGUUUUGUUAAAUUAGAAAACGGCACUGUUGGUACUUAUCAACAAAAAAAUUCUACACAGAGUUUUAAGUUGCAAGUUAAUAAUAAUAGUUAUACUGAUAAUACGGAGCAGAGUAACAGUUGUAAUGAUACGCAGACAUUUACAAAAGGUUUUCAAAAAAUAAUACCUAAAAUAAUUGCAGUAUCGUCUACUGCGAGCGAUAAUUCUAGCAAUCAAUGUAAUAAAACGGAGGCAUUUAAUAGCGGUAAUGACAGUAACAAAGAUAUACUUUGUAAAUUAUCAAAUAACUUGCAGACGAUUAUGAAUGAGAGUGUUGUACCGAUAAUUACAAGUAAUUGUGAUGCUAAUUUGUUUGUUAGUGCUGAUAAUUUAGAUAUUACUAAGAUGACAAACUACGAUUUAGAUUUACUGACUAGUAAUAGCGUUAUUGAUAAAAAUUUGAUGAUGGAUGAAAAAUUAGUUGAACAGUUGCAGCUCGUUGAUCAAACGCGUCUUGUUGAUGAGCUGGUGUCCGAAAGACUCAAAAAUAUAAUGCCAGAUAAUAUUUUAGAUAGUAAUUUAAUAAGCAGCAAUACUGCUAAUUUGGACACUGAGCUUGAUUUCGAAGCGCUGAGUGAAGAGUUCAACAGAAAUACUAGAAGCUGA
This is a messenger RNA of Cotesia congregata, 4035 nucleotides long. The record is from the annotation of a GenBank genome assembly. Lineage: Eukaryota; Metazoa; Arthropoda; Insecta; Hymenoptera; Braconidae.